UGUCAUUGUGUGGUAGUGUAUGAUUGUGGCAUCUCCAUAAUGAGAUGAUAGCGAGCCCGCGUGUGUGUGUAUGUGUUGUGCUGUGUUGCGUGUCUGUAUGGGUGUCACACGCAGCUGGCGGAUAUGGGACACGUCCUGUCGUUCACACAUUGCAAGGAUGCUCCAUCAACAGCAUCAAGCACCCCGGACUCCUGUCCUCCCGACGGUGAACUUGAUGAUGAACCCUUGGUGACCCAGGUUGACUUCUGGCCCCUGCCUUCACCCCAGGAGCCAACAUUCUCAUAUAUCACUAUAGGAAGCCCUGGCCCCUGGCCCCGUCCUGCAGCCAGACCGCGGAGGGGACGUGGUCAGGGUCACAAGGAAUUCCAGGGCCAGGGCAGGGAAGAAGCCCCCAGAACAGAAACGCCAAACGAGGAGAUGGUGUCCUUUGUCUUGUUGGAGAAGGUCUGCCAACUCUCGCAGAUAGCACCAGCCCCGCCCCUGAGGAUCCAGGAGAAGACAGAGUUCAUGGAGAAACCUCACCUUCAAGAAAUAGACUGCAGAGCAGUCAAAGACCUCCUAUACUGGAGAGAUAUCCCCCUCUCCGCUGCCUGUCUCACCGGGAUAACCCUCUCCCUGCUGUGCCUCAUCCAAUUCAGUGUGAUCAGUGUGGUCUCGUACGGAUGUCUCAUUGUCCUGAGUGCGACUCUCACGCUGCGGAUAUACACUAAGUUCUUACACAAACUCAAGAAAGGGAGUGGAUCCAAUCCGUUCCAGUACUUCCUGGAUGUGGAUCUCAUGCUCCCGUCACCGCAGCUGGAAGCCGUGGCCGCGCGGGUUAUCAAUCUCUGCUGCUGCGCGCUCUGCACUCUCCGCAACCUCUUCCUGGUGAAGGACAUCAAGGAGUCACUUAAGUUCUUACUCCUCCUCUACCUCCUCACGUACGUCGGAGCCGUCUUCAACGGACUUACUCUGCUCGUCUUAGUGGUAAUUGGGGCAUUUACAUUUCCGCUCCUGUACAAACAGAACAAGGCGCAGGUCGACAGUCAUAUCGCCCUCCUUAAGAAGCGGGUGAAUUCUUUUAGGACUCAACUCCAAGCUCAACCGCGGAAAGCCGGAGCCAAAAAGGACUAAAGACCAGACGCGGAGGGUCUCUCGGCGGCCAUCGCUCUCGGCCUGUUGAUUCAGGACAGUAUUAAGAUAAAACGCGGCCGUUAUUAAUAAUGACCGGCGCUUUCCAACACUGCUCUACCUGUAAUUCACAAAAGUCUUCGAGAGGCUGGAGUCUUCACUGGUUGUUUUUUUUUCUAGUGAAUCGAAUUGCCUCGUCCAGGGAUUAAUUCCUUAACAUUUCUGUAAAAAAAAAUAAAAAAAAAAUGGAUCACACUGUAUUUCAUUGAGAAAGAAAAAAAAAUGCUGGUUUUUUUCUGUUAUAAUAAAACUGUUUUCGUAUUUGAA
Molecule: messenger RNA, 1437 nt
Organism: Spea bombifrons (plains spadefoot toad)
Lineage: Eukaryota; Metazoa; Chordata; Amphibia; Anura; Pelobatidae
Gene: RTN2
Product: reticulon 2
Exons: 9
Coding region: 124-1113 (329 amino acids)
Source: RefSeq, a predicted model, not a curated record